Vigna radiata var. radiata (mung bean) is the source of this 1121-nucleotide messenger RNA. Its product is annotated as probable cytokinin riboside 5'-monophosphate phosphoribohydrolase LOGL10. Gene Ontology annotation, molecular function: hydrolase activity, hydrolyzing N-glycosyl compounds. Gene Ontology annotation, biological process: cytokinin biosynthetic process. Lineage: Eukaryota; Viridiplantae; Streptophyta; Magnoliopsida; Fabales; Fabaceae. The record is from RefSeq and is a predicted model, not a curated record. The coding region runs from base 172 to 837 and encodes 221 amino acids. The transcript has 6 exons. Gene Ontology annotation, cellular component: nucleus; cytosol.
UAUAUUUAAGAGACAGAGUGAGUGACUAUAAAGAGAAGCAAUGACACCAAUUCUAAUUCCCCCUCACUUUUGGGUUCUCAGUGAUUGCUGACUCCUUAUUUUUCUUUACUUUCCUUUGUCUGCCUAAUAUUAUUAUUCUGUGUUCUUGUUCAUUUUUGAGUUGCUGUAUUCAUGGAAGGGCAACAGCAACAAUCAGGCAGCAAGUCUAGGUUCAGACGCAUCUGUGUUUACUGCGGUAGCAGCCCUGGCAAAAGCCCCAGCUACCAGCUCGCUGCUGUUCAACUCGGAAAACAAUUGGUGGAGAGGAAGAUUGACUUGGUGUAUGGAGGAGGAAGCAUAGGCUUGAUGGGUCUAAUCUCACAAGUUGUAUACGAUGGUGGACGCCACGUGUUAGGGGUCAUUCCAAACACGCUUAAUGCAAGAGAGAUCACCGGCGAGAGUGUAGGAGAAGUCAGAGCUGUAUCCGGCAUGCACCAACGCAAAGCAGAGAUGGCCCGACAGGCCGAUGCAUUCAUUGCACUGCCAGGUGGAUAUGGCACCCUUGAAGAACUACUGGAAAUUAUCACCUGGGCUCAGUUAGGUAUCCAUGAUAAACCGGUGGGGUUGUUGAACGUGGAUGGGUACUACAACUCGCUGCUGGCAUUCAUGGACAAAGCUGUGGACGAAGGUUUCGUAACACCUGCUGCCCGUCACAUUAUUGUUUCUGCCCAAACUGCCCAAGACCUCAUGUGCAAACUUGAGGAAUAUGUCCCCGAGCACUGUGGCGUGGCCCCCAAGCUAAGUUGGGAGAUGGAGCAACAGUUAGUUAACACUGCAAAGUCAGAUAUUUCCCGUUGACUGAAAAAUAGAACAACGACAACACACUAAUGCAGCACGAAGGUUGAUGUUAAUUAAAUUUAGUGUAUAAGUAUAACCUCAGCUAAAAUGUUCCACAAAAUAGGUUUUUAGUUCAGCUGUGGAUUUGUAAUUCCAGAUUUUCACUCUGUUGAUUGUUUGGCUUUAACGCCUCAGACCACUAUGUAUUUUUAUUUCUUAGCUACCAACUAAUUGUGCAUUAGAAUUUGACUUCGAUGCUCCAACAACAUAUAUAAAUACAUAUCGUGUCGGUGAUUGAUUUGUAA